Recurvomyces mirabilis is the source of this 846-nucleotide messenger RNA. RefSeq lists its product as uncharacterized. Gene Ontology annotation, cellular component: extracellular region. NCBI's taxonomy places the organism in Eukaryota, Fungi, Ascomycota, Dothideomycetes, Mycosphaerellales, Teratosphaeriaceae. Gene Ontology annotation, biological process: xylan catabolic process. The record is from RefSeq and is a predicted model, not a curated record. The coding region runs from base 1 to 846 and encodes 281 amino acids. Gene Ontology annotation, molecular function: hydrolase activity, hydrolyzing O-glycosyl compounds; cellulose binding. The transcript has 4 exons.
AUGAAGUUCACAACGCUUGCUGCCCUUGUUGGGUCUGCCGUGGCUGCUCCCGCCAGUGAGCUCGAGAAGCGUGCUACGCCUCUGAACUACGUUCAGAACUACAAUGGCAAUCUUGCCAACUUCCAGUACAGUCUAUCCACGGGCCAUUACACCGCCAGCUGGAACAACCCCGGCGACUUCGUGAUCGGUUUGGGCUGGCAGACUGGGUCUGCCAGGGCCAUCUCCUUCUCCGGCACCUACACAACCAGCUCCAGCUCUUACUACACAGUCUACGGCUGGCUGAACAGCCCGUUGACAGAGUACUACAUCGUCGAGGACUACAGCUACGACCCAUGUAGCACCAGCGGCACAUCGAGCUGCGGUUCCGUGACCUCAGAUGGCUCGACCUACAAGAUCUGCACGCACACCCAGGUCAAUCAGCCCUCGAUCCAGGGCACGUCGACCUUUGGCCAAUUCUUCUCCGUGCGCGCCUCCAAGCGCACGAGCGGCACCGUUACGACCGCCAACCAUUUCGCCGCUUGGCAAAAGUGUGGCUUCGGCAACAGCAACUUCAACUUCCAGGUCUUUGCCGUCGAAGCCUUUGGUGGUACUGGCAGUGCUGCAGUCACUGUCUCUGAGGGCACUGGUAGCACCGGCGGGACCACAACCUCCGCAUCGUCUCCACCACCGUCUUCGACCCGUGCAAGCACCCCUCCGGCUUCGUCCACGUCUGCACCUCCUCCAAGCGGUUCUUGCUCCGCGAACUUCGGGCAAUGUGGUGGUCAAGGCUGGACUGGCCCUACCUGCUGCGUUUCCGGCACGACUUGUCACAAUUACGGCCAGUAUUACUCGCAAUGCUUGACUUAG